CAGACUUUGAAUUAAGACACCAAAACCCCAUGCCAAAGUCAUAUACAUACACACUUCUGUGUGAAAAGUGUGUAUAUAUAAAUAAUCACAUCAUCACAAGUCUUUGCUUAAAACAUUUUAAACCUCUCUCUCUUUUCUCUCUACAAGUUCAUUUUCUUUCUCUAUCUAUCUCCUCUGUUUUUUUUGUUCCUCUGUUUUUUUCUUGCUCUGUUUCAAUGGAGGAACAAAACUGGAUAAGAGGACCAAUCAUAGGUCGAGGCUCAACAGCUACUGUCUCACUUGGAAUCACAAAUUCCGGUGACUUCUUCGCCGUCAAAUCCGCCGAGUUUUCUUCAUCGGCGUUUUUGCAGAGAGAACAAUCGAUUUUGUCGAAGUUGAGCUCUCCUUACAUAGUCAAGUACAUUGGUUCUAAUGUAACGAAGGAGAACGACAAGUUGAUGUAUAAUCUCUUAAUGGAGUAUGUUUCCGGUGGGAGUCUUCACGAUUUGAUCAAGAAUUCCGGCGGGAAGUUACCGGAGCCGUUGAUUAGAUCCUACACACGUCAGAUAUUGAAAGGUUUGAUGUAUCUUCAUGAUCAAGGAAUCGUUCAUUGCGAUGUGAAGAGCCAGAAUGUGAUGAUCGGAGGAGAGAUUGCGAAGAUCGUCGAUUUGGGUUGUGCUAAAACGGUGGAAGAGAAUGAGAACUUGGAAUUUUCCGGUACACCGGCGUUUAUGUCACCGGAGGUAGCACGUGGUGAAGAACAGAGUUUUCCAGCUGAUGUUUGGGCUUUGGGGUGUACGGUGAUAGAGAUGGCUACAGGGUCAAGUCCUUGGCCGGAGCUAAACGACGUCGUUGCUGCUAUUUAUAAGAUUGGUUUCACCGGCGAGUCGCCGGUGAUUCCGGUUUGGUUAUCGGAGAAAGGUCAAGACUUUUUGAGGAAGUGUUUGAGAAAAGAUCCGAAACAGAGAUGGACUGUUGAAGAAUUGCUUCAACAUCCGUUUCUCGACGAAGAAGACAACGACAGUGACCAAACUGGUAACUGUCUGAAUUCUUCAUCUCCUAGUACUGUGUUGGAUCAACGGUUUUGGGAUUUAUGUGAAACUUCGAGAAGUAGAUUCAUUAAAGAGGAUCACGAAGACCCAUUUGCAAAUUCUACAAAUUUCUUAUGGGAUGACGAUUCUUUACCGGGUGAUCGGAUCAAGAAACUCGCCGGAGACGAGAGUUCCGGUGAACCAGACUGGGAAACGAACGGUUGGAUUGAAGUAAGGGGAGAGAUAGAGAAACGUAACGAGGAAGAAGAUGAGAAUUGCGUUGAAGCAACGUCAUUGGAGGAGGACGAAGAAGAAGUGGGAGGAUUUGAGAAUUGGAUCUGGGAUCAACAAGACAGCUUGUUCUUGGAAUAUUCCCCUGAGGACAACAUUUAUUAUUUUUACUCUUAUUAUAACAUCUUUGAUGAAGAUAUAAUUCUAUAUUAUGAUCAUCUUGAAGAUUGUUUUGUACUAAAAUUUGAUGAUAAUAAUAAGAAGAUUUUUUUCUUUAGCCACAUUACAAAUUCUUGUUUUGAGAUUACUAAUUACAAUUGA
This is a messenger RNA of Arabidopsis thaliana (thale cress), 1562 nucleotides long. It is a transcript of the gene MAPKKK15, whose product is annotated as mitogen-activated protein kinase kinase kinase 15. The record is from RefSeq and is marked reviewed. Gene Ontology annotation, molecular function: protein kinase activity; protein serine/threonine kinase activity; ATP binding. Bases 30 to 1562 code for a protein of 510 amino acids. Lineage: Eukaryota; Viridiplantae; Streptophyta; Magnoliopsida; Brassicales; Brassicaceae. The transcript has a single exon.